GGCGCCCAGAGAGACAGACAAAGAAGUAGACGCGGAAGUACCGUUGUUGAUGUUGUCGUCGUCGCCGCCGUAGUUCCCCUAGGACACUUUAGCUAGUCUUCUCGUCGUUGUGUUCCGCCAUGGCGAUGGUGGACGUGGAGGACGAAAGCAAUUGGGCGUCCGUCUUCCAGGACUGUUUCCCGGACAGCUGGAGGGACAGAGCGGACCUGGCCGGCUACUUGGCGGAGCUCAGCUCGUUGGGCGUGGAGCAGCUGGGCCGCGAGCAGGAGCGGCUGGCGGACGAGCGAGCCAGCAUCCUGGAACAGACCCGACACUUGGCCUUCGCCAACUACCACACUUUUAUCCGCACCGCCGACUGCACCGAGCGCAUCUACCGAGACUUCGGCCGCGUCGAGGCCGCCGUGUCGCGGUUGCUCGACAAGCUGCCCGCGCUGGGACAGAGAUGCCGGAGCUUUGCGAAGGAGGCGGAACAGAUGUCGGCGAGCCGUCGCAUGAACACGCUGACUCUGAACCGCCACACGGAGAUCCUGGAGAUUCUGGAGAUCCCGCAGCUGAUGGACACGUGCGUGCGCAACGCUUACUACGACCAAGCGCUGGAGCUGGCCGCCUACGUGCGCAGGAUGGACAAGAAACACGCAGCGCUUCCAGUCAUACGGGGCCUGGUGGGUGAAGUGGCGGAGAGUGCUCAGCUGAUGCUGCUCCAACUCCUGCAGCAGCUGCGCAGCGACGGGCAGCUGUCGUCGUGCCUGCGCGCCGUGGGUUACCUGCGCCGCAUGGACGCCUUGGACGAGGCCGAGCUGCGCGUGAAGUUCCUGCAGGCGCGCGGCGCCUGGCUGCGAGCGGCGCUGGACGCCGUCCCCGACGCCGAGCCCUACGCGCACAUCAGCAAGAGCGCCGAGGCGUGCCGCGUGCACCUCUUUGACAUCGUCACGCAGUACCGCGCCAUCUUCUCGGAGCAGCGGCGCAUGGGCGCCGCGCCGCAGCGGGCCGACGUCCUCCACGGCUGGGUGCUCUCCGAGGUGUGCCAGUUGGUGGAGGUGCUGGAGCGGGACCUCCGACGUGGCGCCGGCGCCCGACUGGACUCGCUGGCGGCGCAGUGCAUGUACCUGGGCCUGUCCUUCAGCCGGGUAGGCGUGGACUUCCGUGGCCGGCUGGCGGCCGCCCUGGCUCAGGCGGCGGCCGAGGCCUUCGGGAGCGCGGCGCGUGAGGCAGCGGCGCACUUCCAGCAAGAUAUGAGCGGCUACGCCCCCGUGGCGGCGCCGCUCGUGCCAGGAGCCCGCGCAGCGCCGACGGACCCGCCCGGAACCUUGGCGCCGCCCGCCACCCUCCUGGACUUCCCGCCGCUGGGUCGCUUCCUCAACCAUAUCCUGGCCGCCUUCAACGACCUGCGCCUGUGCUGCCCCCUGGCACUGGCCCAGUGCGUCACCGCAGACUUGCACCGCGCCCUCUGCCACGUGACCGCUCAGCUGCUGGCGUUCCACCGCGCCGAGGACUCGGCAUUCAGUGACGGCGAGCGUCGAGUUUUUGUGCGUAUGUGCCGCGUCUACGCCCGAGACAUGCUGCCCUUCCUGGACCGAUGCCUGCAGAUCCUGUUUCCCGCCCAGCAGAUAGCGCUUGUCCUCGGUGUUCCAGCGUCGCAAGUGCUCAACAGUGAGGGUUUGGGCCGCGUGGAUGCCGAGCGGCUGCUGGAGCCGCUCGGGUUCUUGCCGCCCGAGGACGAGGGAUCUCUGUCCAACGUCGGCGGCGCAGAGUCGGGCGACGGCGUAUCGGCGUCAGCGCCUCCCCACGACGCGGCCGUCGAGUCGCGCUCCGAAGACACCGAUGACCCGGCGCGAGCGACCCGGCGUGAAGACAGCCGAGAAACAGAGAACCUGUUGUGGCGACCAGAACCCUGAGCGCCGGUUGACCGAGGAAUGACUCGAUCGGCGGAGAAUGGUGACCGUGUUGUUUGGAAGGCAAAGCCAAUAAAAGGCCCCACGGAAAA
Messenger RNA from Syngnathus typhle (broad-nosed pipefish), 1984 nucleotides. RefSeq names its product component of oligomeric golgi complex 8 (gene cog8). NCBI's taxonomy places the organism in Eukaryota, Metazoa, Chordata, Actinopteri, Syngnathiformes, Syngnathidae. Gene Ontology annotation, biological process: intra-Golgi vesicle-mediated transport. Gene Ontology annotation, cellular component: COG complex. The coding region runs from base 120 to 1895 and encodes 591 amino acids. The record is from RefSeq and is a predicted model, not a curated record. The transcript has 6 exons.